AUUUUCCUAGGCAGUGAUUAUUUUUUAGCGUACGAAGGCGAGUAGCUAGUGUCGAUCUGAGCAGAACAUGGAUUCUGCCGGCGACGAUGACGAUACGGACAAGGGGAGAAACAGCGAGACCAAACCUAUGAUGGCUUCUUCCGGAAAAAAAGCCGAACGCGCUUGCAAACGUAGAUGAAGAGGACACUGGUAAAGGGUUAGCCAGGACAUUAACGCUGACAAACAGUGUGACAAUGAUUGUGGGAUGUAUCAUAGGAUCGGGAAUUUUUGUGAGCCCCACAGGCGUGCAAGAAGCUGCUGGAUCUGUCGGUGCUUCAUUAAUUAUCUGGGUCUUGUGUGGAUUGUGGUGUGGACUUGGAGCGUAUAUCUAUGCCGAACUUGGAACGCUGAUCACAAAAUCGGGUGGUGAUUAUGCGUACAUCAUGGAAGCCUUCGGUCCAUUUGUUGGUUUUCUGAGGCUAUGGAUCGAAAGCAUGGUGGUCAGACCAUGCGCCUUGACGAUCGUGGGGCUAACGUUUGCGCUCUACAUGCUCCGGCCGUUCUACCCAGAUUGUGAUCCCCCUCCUUAUACAAAAGAACUACUAGCUGCAGUGAUGAUAAUGAUUCUUGGCGCUAUCAAUUGCUGGUCUGUGAAAUUGGCAACUUUGGUGCAAGAUUGGUUCACAUACGCAAAAAUCGUCGCUCUUCUUUUAGUCAUCGUUACUGGAGCAGGCCUUCUUAUGUUCGGUGGUCCACAAUAUAGAGAAUCGUUCGAAAAUAUCUUCGAAGGAAAUUUCCGAGAUUUCUAUCAAGCUUCAGUAGGAUUUUACUCAGGACUUUUCGCUUAUCAAGGCUGGACAUAUCUCAACUUCAUUACGGAAGAGCUAAUCAAUCCGAAAAGGAACCUACCACUUGCCGUGAUGUUCUCUUGUGUCAUCGUUACAGUAAUCUAUACUUUGUUCAAUGUUGCCCUGUACGUGGUGAUCUCUCCUGACGAAAUGCUAAUCAGUCCUGCGGUUGCAGUGCUGUUUGCGCAGAAAGUCUACGGCAAAUUCGCUUUCAUUAUGCCACUUUGUGUUGCAAUCUCAACUGUGGGAUCGGCUAAUGGUGUUAUUAUGACAAGUUCCAGGCUUUUCUACUGUGGUGCUCGAGAAGGUCAUAUGCCAGUUUUGCUGACCAUGAUCAACAAAAAGUUACGAACACCCAUUCCAGCUGUGGUUUUCACUUGCAUGGUCUCAAUCGGUUACUUGUUCCUUUCAAGUAACCUCUAUGUACUUAUCACUGCAAGCCAAGUAACCGCUUGGCUUGCUAUCACUGUAGUGACUAUAGCGUUGUUUAGACUCCGAUGUAUGUAUCCCGACGCUCCUCGGCCUGUUAAGGUGAACAUCAUUUUCCCCAUAAUAUUUGUAAUUGGAUGUACUGCGCUUGUUAUUCUUCCCAUCUUCGGAUCCCCGAUAGACACAGCAAUUGGUUUUGCUGUGCUAUUUUCGGCGGUGCCCAUAUACGUCCUCUUUAUAUGGUUUGGAAAAAUGCCACAGUGCUUCAACGUUUUGAUGUAUAAAUUCACUGUCUUCUGGCAAAAACUGUUCAUGUUGGUCGAUGAUAAUAAAUACGACUGACAAGCGCUAAUCGCUGGAUCAGCUUGCUGCAAAUUUUAUGAAAUGAUUUUGUUACGAAGCUAUUGAUUUAUUUAUUCGCACCAUCCAAAAAGGGUCGAUAAA
Molecule: messenger RNA, 1700 nt
Organism: Cylicocyclus nassatus
Lineage: Eukaryota; Metazoa; Nematoda; Chromadorea; Rhabditida; Strongylidae
Source: the annotation of a GenBank genome assembly